Molecule: messenger RNA, 1282 nt
Organism: Moneuplotes crassus
Lineage: Eukaryota; Ciliophora; Spirotrichea; Euplotida; Euplotidae
Source: the annotation of a GenBank genome assembly
UUUGUGAAAGCAAAAGAUGGGUAAUAUAUGUCGCUCCCAGAAAGAUCAUAUUCAAGAGAUCAUUGAUAGGGAUGUUCAUAAUUGGAGGGAGUGUGUCCUUGACUCUAAAAUGACCACAAAGAUUCCUUCGAAUAAUCCAGGUACAAAGCUCAGUGAUUACACUGACAUAGAGUACCUAUCGAAGGGGCAUUUUGGUAAAGUUUACAAGGUGAGGAGCAAACUUGAUGAUAAAAUCUACUGUAUGAAAAGUCUGAACAAGAAUGCUAUCAAUCAUGAUGAGGAGUUCAAAAACCUGGCUGCUGAGAAAGAAAUUCUGAGCACAAUCGACCAUCCAAAUAUCACUAAAAUGUAUUCUUCUUUCCAGACAAAAAAUCGGCUUUACUUUGUCAUGGAUCUUGUCUCAGGGGGAGAGCUAUUCUACCAUCUUAAGCAAAAGAAAAAGUUUGAUGAAGAAACAACUUGUUUUUAUGCAGCUCAGAUCGUGCUGGCUGUUGAACACUUGCAUAAGAAGAAUAUUCUUUAUAGGGACUUGAAGCCAGAAAACAUUCUUUUGGAUGAGAACGGCAAUGCAGUCUUGAUAGACUUCGGUCUUGCCAAAUUAGGUAUGACUAACAACAAAACUACUAAGACAGUCUGUGGAACUCCAGAGUACAUUGCUCCAGAAAUUAUUGAAGGCAGACCUUAUGACAAGUCAGCGGACUGGUGGAGUCUUGGCGUCCUUAUCUAUGAAAUGCUCACUGGCAAACAUCCUUUUAAAACUAAGAGCAACGAUGUAUACUCCAUGUACAAAAGAAUCUGUGAGAUCCCAGUUAAGAUGAGACCUGAGCUCUCAAGUGAAGCCAAGUCAUUAAUUAACGGGCUUUUGACCAUCAAGAACUUUAAUAGACUUGGAUAUUCAGACCUGGGAGCUGAGGAAAUUAAGUUCCAUGAUUUCUUCAAGAGUAUCGACUGGGACUUACUUGAGGCUGGUGAGCUGCAUUUCCCGGCAGUUACCUCAUUCAUUAAGAACGAAGUGUCUAUUGACAAAUCAUUUGAAGGCAAGUUCAAGAGGAUGGAGAAGAACAAUGCCCAUAGGAGAGACAACCCGGUCGAAGAAUUGCUAGCUGAGCUUUCUGAUGACGAGAUCGAAGCUAUCGAUGGGGUAGAUUUAGACAAGAUCAAGAGAAUUAAAACUGUUUCUAUGAAGAGAAAUAGAACUCAAAAGGCUCCUACUUAUAGGUACUUCGAUAAUUUUGACUUUGCAAGAGCAGGAAGGGAUAAUAAAUCUUAAAAUUCAACCAGA